UGUUCAAUCGCCCCAGUCUAUCUCAUUUAUCGAUCCAACAUGGCGGCGACCAUGGCGUCUAAUAACCUUGACUAUUUGAACGAAAUGCGUAAGCACUUUGAGUGCAAUACGAAAACCAAAGAUUUCACUGCACAUAACUCGAAGGUUCAUUCUGUGUCUUGGAGCUGUGAUGGCAGACGUCUGGCAUCUGGCUCGUUCGACCGCACAGCAAGUGUAUUUGUUCUUGAUAAAGACAGAUUGACUCUGGAUCAUAUAUACAAGGGACACAAUGAGAGUGUAGACCAGCUGUGCUGGCAUCCCUCCAACCCUGAUCUCUUUGUAACUGCAUCUGGUGACAAGACAAUACGCAUCUGGGAUGCACGCAGCAUCAAGUGCGUCCAUGUUGUGAACACUAAAGGAGAAAAUAUCAAUAUUUGCUGGAGUCCAGAUGGUAACACUAUUGCAGUAGGAAAUAAGGACGAUCUUAUUACAUUCGUGGACACAAGGACAUAUAAAUCAAAGCACGAUGAACAGUUCAAGUUUGAGGUGAAUGAGAUAUCCUGGAACAAUACAAAUGACUUGUUCUUCCUCACAAAUGGCCAUGGCUGUAUUAAUAUCUUAAGCUACCCUGAUCUCAAGCCCCAACAGACGUUACACGCCCACCCUGCCAACUGCAUCUGCAUCAAGUUUGACCCCAUGGGAAGAUAUUUUGCAACUGGCAGUGCUGAUGCUUUGGUUAGCUUAUGGGACCUGGAUGAGUUGGUCUGCGUCAGGACAUUCUCAAGACUUGACUGGCCGGUGCGAACCCUAAGUUUUAGUCAUGAUGGAAGAAUGCUGGCAUCGGGAUCAGAAGAUCUCAUCAUUGACAUUGCCAUGGUAGAAACAGGCGAGCGCAUCUGCGAGGUCCAGUGUCAUGCCCCCACCUUUACAGUUGCUUGGCACCCGAACAAACCAUUACUUGCCUUCGCCUGUGAUGAUAAGGACAAACAUGAUCGAGAUGCUGGUACAGUGCGACUGUUUGGACUCCCAACUUCUUCAUAGCGGAGCCUACCAUUCCUGUCAUGAAUCUAGCUUUGCCAGACGUGACUUUGUGAUAAGGUCUACUUAUCUCAGCAAUCCCUGUCGACAUGUCCUGUCACAAACCUAGCCUUGUCUGGCGUGACACUAACAUGGUAAAGUCUUCUUGUCAUAUGAAUUCCUGUACCAUGUCUGCAAGUCCUGACAUAGAUCUAGCUUUGCCGGAUGUGACAUUGUAAUAAGGUAUACUUGUCAUAACAGCUAUACCACGCCUGCAAGUCUUACAAUGAAAUUCCUUUGGCUUGGCCUGACAUUGUAUGCUACGGCAGCCCCUGCGAAGCCGUACAGACUUCGAAGCUUGUAUUCGGACUUUUUUAUUGACACACCUGCGAAUCUUGUCAUGAAACAAUCACCGCCUGCUUGGCGAUGGCUCAGUCCCUACUGCGAGAAUUAUAUUCGGACACCACUUCGUAGUCAAGUUAUCAAAUCUAACUUUGUGAUAUGUAAAAAUACACGUGAGACACCCCAUAUGAGUACCUUUAGAGUUUUUCAGAUGGUGCCAAAAUAAGUACCUUCAGAGUUUUUCAGAUGGUGCCUAUAGGCGCCUAUAGGUUCUGUGUUACUAUGUUCUUACACGCGGGCUUGUACUUCUGUAUCACAUCACACAUACGCAGGAUUGAGAAGGGGUGAGGGAUCUGCAGACAUAAAAAAAGACCGUUUUUGGGCGGUCUAGGAGGAAAGAAGUUACGUCCAUCUUGAGCCACGUGCACCGAGCCUAGUAUCUACUAGUUAGCUUUACUCGCCAAGACUGUAAAUCGUAUUAACUGUAUUUUUAUUAAAAAUCAUAAUUUAUAAUAAAUUAGAAACAACAUG
Nematostella vectensis (starlet sea anemone) is the source of this 1869-nucleotide messenger RNA. RefSeq names its product THO complex subunit 3. The record is from RefSeq and is a predicted model, not a curated record. Bases 40 to 1020 code for a protein of 326 amino acids. The transcript has 11 exons. NCBI's taxonomy places the organism in Eukaryota, Metazoa, Cnidaria, Anthozoa, Actiniaria, Edwardsiidae. Gene Ontology annotation, biological process: mRNA export from nucleus. Gene Ontology annotation, molecular function: protein binding. Gene Ontology annotation, cellular component: THO complex part of transcription export complex.